AUGAAACAAACCUUUUUGGCAGCGUUCAUGGGAGGAAAGAAAUCAACCUCCACGACAUCGUCAAAGAAAGAACAAGGAGAAAAGAGAAAGAGAAAAGAAGAAGAAGAAACAACACCAUCAUCAAUAAAAUCGGAAGAAGUUGCAACGAUUUCAACCAUCCAGAAGACUUCUGAAAGCUCCAUGACACCAAAGAACAACAGUGGUGAUACUCUCACUGAAAUACCAAGUAAAUCAUCAUCAUCAACGAUAAUUCAAGAAGUAAAAAAACGAAAACUCGUGGUGGAGGAUGAAACCGAUCAUCAUGAAGAAGAAGAACAAAUUGUGGCGGAAGAAAAUGAUCAAGACGUGGCAAAUUAUUCCUCCGAUGAAGAAGAGGAGAAUGAAGAGGAAGAUGAAAUUGAAGAAACAGGCGAGGAAACGGAUGCUUCCACCACAUCUUCAUCAUUCAAAGCCUCAACUUCAAAGAAAAUUUCUAAAGCCCCAAGUUUUGAAUAUCAGUCAUAUGACCCGAUUGCGAACGCAACUUGGAAAACAGGAACAAGUACUCCUUAUUUAUUUCUUGCAAAAACUUUGGAUCAAAUUUCUAAAAUUGGUUCCUCUAUUAAGAAGACAGAAUUAUUAUGUAAUUGUUUUAGAAGUAUAAUUGCAGUUUCACCAAAUGACCUACUUUAUGCUGUUUAUCUUUCAAUUAACAAAUUAGCCCCUGCUCAUUUAGGUAUUGAACUGGGCGUUGGAGAAAGUUUGAUUCAGAAGGCGUUGGCUGAAGCAACUGGAAAAUCACUUAAGAAAAUUAAAGAAUUGAGUGCAAAGGAAGGAGAUUUAGGAUUGGUAGCAAACGCUGCAAGAAGUACUCAGAAAACAAUGUUCAAGCCAAAAUCAUUGACUAUUAAGAGCGUUUUUGAUGCAUUCAAGUUCAUUGCAACAACAGAAGGUAAAAAGAGUAUGAACACCAAAGUGGAAAAAAUCAAACUUUUACUAGUUUCAGCUGUCGAUGUUGAACCCAUGUUUAUCAUUAGGUCACUUCAAGGAAAAUUGAGAAUUGGUUUGGGAGAGGAAACUGUGUUGAUUGCUCUUUCUCAUGCUGUUCUUUUAAGCAAAAAAUCGAAAAAAUCUGUGGAUGAGAACGACUUGAAGUUUGCAAAAGAAACUCUAAAAUCUGUAUAUAGUGAAAUACCAAGCUAUGACGACAUUAUUCCUGCCGUUUUAGAACAUGGCUUUGAAAAAUUACCAGAGAUUUGUCAUCUCAAGCCAGGAUUUCCAGUUCGACCCAUGUUGGCAAAGAGCGCAAAAGGAGUUCAAGAACUCUUUGAGAGGUUUGGAGACAAAGAGUUCACAUGUGAAUUUAAAUAUGACGGAGAGAGAGCACAAAUACACAUGCUGCCAGACAAAACUAUCAAGAUUUAUAGUAGAAAUAUGGAAAAUCAUACUGCCAAAUAUCCUGACUUAAUCCAAUUGAUGCCUCAGGUCAUCAAAGAAAAUGUCACUAGCUUUAUCAUUGAUUGUGAGGUAGUUGCCUAUGAUCCUGUUGAAAAGAAGAUCAAACCUUUCCAAGUUCUAAGCACAAGAGGCAGAAAGAAUAUUCAGCUGAAUGAUAUCAAAGUACAAGUAUGCUUGUUUGCCUUCGAUUUAUUGUACCUUAAUGGAGAAUCCUAUUUGAAAAAGACACUCAAAGAACGAAGAAAAGCUCUGCAUGAAAAUUUCACAGUAACAGAUGACAAGUUUCAAUUUGCCUCAAGUAGAGACACCACAGAUCCUAAUGACAUUCAAAUAUUCUUGGAUGAAUCAAUUAAGGGAAAUUGUGAAGGCUUGAUGGUGAAAACACUCACAGAAGAUGCCACCUAUGAACCAUCGAAAAGAUCCUUCAACUGGCUCAAACUCAAGAAGGAUUACAUUGAAGGUCUUGGUGAUUCAGUUGAUUUAGUUGUGAUUGGUGGUUAUAAGGGCAAAGGAAAAAGAACUGGUGUUUAUGGUGGAUUUUUGUUGGCUUGCUAUGACCCUGAAUCUGAUCAAUAUCAAUCUAUUUGUAAGAUUGGAACUGGAUUUUCUGAUGAAAUGCUUAAACAAUGCACUGAAACUAUGGAUCGUUAUAUUAUUCCAAAUCCAAGACCAUACUACGCUUGGAAGGAAAGUCAACGUCCUGAUGUCUGGUUUGAUGCAAAAGUGGUUUGGGAAAUUAAGGCUGCUGACUUGACCAUUUCUCCUGCCCAUAUGGCUGCUGUUGGUCUUGUUGAUGAAUCAAAAGGAAUUGCUUUAAGAUUUCCUCGUUUUAUUCGUGUCAGAGAGGACAAAACACCCGAACAGGCAACGACAGGGGAGCAAAUUGCUGAGCUUUUUAACUCACAAGCAGUCAUUUCCCAAAACAAAAAACAGCAAGCAACUCUGAAACAUUUGUAG
Molecule: messenger RNA, 2394 nt
Organism: Naegleria fowleri
Lineage: Eukaryota; Heterolobosea; Eutetramitea; Acrasida; Naegleriidae
Exons: 4
Coding region: 1-2394 (797 amino acids)
Biological process (GO): DNA recombination; DNA repair; lagging strand elongation
Cellular component (GO): mitochondrion; nucleus
Molecular function (GO): DNA binding; DNA ligase (ATP) activity; ATP binding
Source: RefSeq, a predicted model, not a curated record